Molecule: messenger RNA, 1488 nt
Organism: Hydractinia symbiolongicarpus
Lineage: Eukaryota; Metazoa; Cnidaria; Hydrozoa; Anthoathecata; Hydractiniidae
Exons: 10
Coding region: 5-988 (327 amino acids)
Source: RefSeq, a predicted model, not a curated record
AGCAAUGAGUCAUCAAUGUGUUGAGUUUAUUGAUCGAGGCAGGACACAGAUGUUGACUAUCCCAAACGAGUGGAUCAGUGGAGACAAGUUUUUUUGGCCCAAUAAAAGUGUAUAUGAAGCAGGCAAACUCUUCAAAGCCAAAACACUCCCAAAAGAUGAUUGGCAAAGAUAUAAGAUUACCAGGAUCUUAAAAAACGGUAAUGAAAGUGAAUGUAAUGCUGUGUCAAGCAGUAUAUCUGAUAACGAUGAAUCAGAAAGUCCAGUUUAUAAUGAUUUGCUUCCCCAAACCUCGGAGUUAGCAUUGCCAAUUAUUCCAUCAUUUUCUCCUCCAAAGAAAAAACAGCACCUUGCUAACGAUGUGUCAUUCGAAGUUCCUGACACACAGAAUCUGAGUUUUUUGAACUUGUGCAAUGUGGAUAACAGUUCGGCUUUCAAUAAUCUGUCAUCAAUAUUGACACAUCAGCCUUGCUUUGAAGAAAGUGGAAACACCUCUCAAAGUUCAUCAAAAAAACCAUCAUUAGACUCGUUACAAGAAACAUGCAAUCAGAUUCUGGAGAAUCAAAAGAAAAUGUGCAGGUACCUUGUUCGCCUGGAAAGGCGAAUAGAUGGUAUGGAAGGGCAAAACCAGGUACCAGUUGACAAAAGGCCUCUGGUUCAAAUUGACAACAGGGAAGAACUUGAGCUUUGUGAGGAACGUUUGGGAAAUCCUGAAGACUUCACGGCAAUGAAACAACAAAUAUCACAAAUUGGCGGGGUGGACUACAGAGAUGCUGUACGUCUCGCAAUGAAUAGGAUCUUCACCACUACAUUCAUGGCGCAAGCCAAUUUAAAAGGCAAGAAAGACAAAGUCCCGCUGGAAGGGAAAUUAAUUUAUAGAAUUAUAGUAGAAUCUGUCAACGAGCGUUUUAAAGAUGCGAACGAACAAGAGAUGAGACGCAUAAUUGGAACCAAACUUCGAAACGCUCCCAGUCAAGGAUCAGGGACAUAAGGGGUACCUUAAAUGUAUAAAUUUCCAAAAAACAAAUAAAAAGCCCUUUCGACUUACCUCAUUUAUGAAUGUCAUUUAUACAUUUAAUAUAUCUCUUUUUGUUUCUUCUGAACAGACUUCCUUAUUAUUUCCAAUAUUUAUUUUGUUUAUUUCGGCCUUGCAAGCGUUACGACGAAUUUCAACUACUAGCAACUUUCACAAAAUUUUUAAGGUGACUCUUUCAUAUGGCCUAAGCUCAAUAUGCUUAAGAUUUUUUCGACUAGAGUUCCAAUUUAUGCUUUAAAUAGCAUGGAUAAGUUCACAAGUAGAAUUCGUAUUACAGAUUAUUGUAAUGAUCACAAUUUGUAAAUAUGAAUAUAUAAAUGAAUUGUAUAGUGUUGAUUAUUAAUAAUAUUUUAUUUAUUUAUUUCCGGUUAUAUUUAAAUUAUAUUUAUGUAAUUAUAAAAUAUAUUUAUUGUACGAGUUUGAUAUAAAAAGUUCAAAAUAUUUUUAUCGCAAAA